This is a messenger RNA of Spinacia oleracea (spinach), 1674 nucleotides long. RefSeq lists its product as uncharacterized. NCBI's taxonomy places the organism in Eukaryota, Viridiplantae, Streptophyta, Magnoliopsida, Caryophyllales, Amaranthaceae. Bases 828 to 1628 code for a protein of 266 amino acids. The record is from RefSeq and is a predicted model, not a curated record. The transcript has 2 exons.
GUUUGGUAGGGCGUAAAACCUUUUCCCGGAAAACACUUUUCCGAGUUUUACGCUGUUUGGUAUGGGCCAGAUGUCUGAUGUAAAAGUUGGGCUGAAAAUGAUUUUACAUAUCACUGAAAACGUUUUCCCCCAAAUAAGAAGGGAAAACAGUUUUCAGUUUCUUAUUCGCUCGUUCCCAAAAGCAAGCCUUCUACUCUCUCGUUCCCAAAUCAAAGCUCUCUCCUCUCAGAUCUCCUCCUCCUCCUCUCAGCGUGGGGUACUUCAAAUCGAAAUAGGUAUUUUCCUCUUCUCUAUUCUCUCUCUAUUAUCUGAUAUAAUUUGAUUUAGGGUUUUUAUUGUGUUCAACUUUAUUGUUUUUGGGUGUUUUUGCUCAAAAUUUGGUCUGAUUGAUCUCAGCACAAUCUAGUACGGGAAUCAAAUUAUACUUGGUGAUUGUUUAUUAAUUAAUGAUGAUGAUGAAAAGUUUGGCUAUAUGCUGGUGUAAUGUGUUAGCAAAUUGCAUCAAAAAAUACAGUUAAAGUUGUGAAUUAUUGCAAAUCCCCUGUGUUCAAAGCAUUAACCAUUGGCUUCCGCGAACUUAUAAAUACUGAGGAAAUGAGGAGGGGAACGAUUUGGAUAUAAGGCUUCUGUUUUAAAAAUCAAUCAUAUUAUUUUGUGAUAAUUUGUAUCCUUGGAGUGUUCUUCCCUCAAAGUGUUUGAUGAAAUGCCUCAAUGGGUUUUUUUUUCCAUAUUUUGUAUGUUUGUAUCAUACCCUUUAAGUGUUUGAUGAAUUGCCUCAACUAAUACUUGUUUCUUUUUGUCUGUUGAUUAUCAGAUUGUAUGCUAGCAUGGAGUCGGAUCACGGAGUAUCAACUCAAAGUUCAGUUCAGAUGACCCGUGAAUUAAAAGGUAUGAUUGUUGGUGCUGUGGCAACCAUUAUUGGUUAUGUUCUUGCUUUUCUUGAAGUUUAUAAGUCUAGAAAUAGAGGGCCUAGAAUAAUAAGGCAACCUUACGUGAAUAGGGAUAGUUUGAGGGAGGCUAAUAUCAAUAGUAUUCUAUAUUGUGGUGAUACUCAUUGUCUAGGACAGAUUCGUAUGAGACCCGCUGCUUAUUUUAGCUUGUGCAAUAUUUUAGUUGAGAGGGGACUACUGUGGGAGUGUCGUCAAAUGAGUGUGAAGGAGCAAGUACUUGUAUUUUUACACUUGUUGGGACAUAAUGUAAGGUUUCGAGCAAUUGGAGGGAAGUUUUUUAGGUCAACUUGGACCAUACAUCAGUAUUUUCACAUUGUGCUUAAAGCUAUCCUUCGAUUGUACACAGAAUUUGUGAAACCACCAACAACUACACUUCAACCAGAAAUCCAAAACAACCCUAGGUUCUUUCCAUGGUUUGAGGAUUUCAUAGGAGCUAUAGAUGGAACACAUGUACGUGCAUCUGUUCCUAUUGAGAUGCAAGAUAGAUUUCGCGGUAGGAAGGGUGGGACGACACAAAAUGUAUUAGCUGCUGUUGAUUUUGACCUUAAGUUUACUUAUGUUCUUGCUGGUUGGGAGGGUUCUGCGCAUGAUUCGAAGGUCUUAGGUGAUGCACUAAGAAGGGGGUUCAAGGUUCCACAAGGUAUUUGUUGUCUCUUAUUUUUUGUAGUUGUAGAUUGAUUGAUAAUUUGGUAAUGAUUUGCGAUUUUAUUUACAUAUAUAGGAA